Paramuricea clavata is the source of this 8726-nucleotide messenger RNA. Lineage: Eukaryota; Metazoa; Cnidaria; Anthozoa; Malacalcyonacea; Plexauridae. The record is from the annotation of a GenBank genome assembly.
UACCAUAAAAGCAACCAAUGUUUCUGACACUGCUUGACCUCUUGCAGCACACUCCUGUGCAAUUUCACGAAUAAUAUUCUUUAUAACACUCUCUGCUUGUGUCUUAGACAUUUUCCGCCUCUACAACACGCCAAAUUCUUACAAAAUGUAUUCAAAACUUAAAAUAAUUGCAAAAUUAUAGCGGCCAUAUUGGUAGUUGAUGUCAAUCACUAUGGCAACCCGAGUUCGCGCGAAAAGAAAAGCUGGUGACUAAUUAGCUGGAAUCAACCAAUCAGCACGCGCCAAUUGUUUGACAGCAAAACUGCAAACGUUUUCCAAAACAAACAUGGUGGACUGUUGUUUUUAAAUAUUUGUGGUUUUCCAUUCAAUUAUAUUUCAACUAGCCACUAAAAGUACAACAAAACAAUACUACGAGAUACUUUUGUUGUGAAUACGCACAAUACAUAAAGAUUUUGGUCAACCACAGCUUGGAAGCAUCAAAUUUUGAACGUUAUCUUUGACCAGGAGUGGACUUCACUGGACUAGACAUAUAUAAAAUAUUGAUCCUGCAGCAUUUGACCAUCCAUGGAGGAUAUAAAUAAAACAUCACAAACACAAGAAGAACAUUUGAAUAAGUUUGAGAAAAACAAAAAAGACACAAACUGCAGUACAGAUUCUGAAAAUGCAGAAUUAGAAAAUACUGAUGAACAAAAUGUGCCAAAUUCUGUGCAUAACUCUUCAGAUAUUAGUAAUACCAAUAGUAAUUCGGUAAAAUCUGAAAACAAUUCAGAAAAUAGUGAAGUUAAUGAACCGUGUAAUUCGAUAACAAAUGAAUUAAUCAGCACUGACCAUGGAAGCAGCUGCCCAGAAACACCUACAAACUUUACGUCAACUUAUACAACAACUCAUAACACUGUACACAAGAGAAAUACUGGUAAUACUGAAUCAUCAAAACAGUCAGCGAAGUCUGAGCAGGAAUUUGUCAUCCAUCAUGAACACUGUGAAAACCUUGACGGUGUCUCAAAUAAUGAUUCAUUUGAGAAUAUCAAGGAUAGCAAAAGCAGUGUACAGGAACGCAAGCCUGUUGACUUACCUGAGUAUUUAAUCAAAGGUUUAACACAGAACACUGCAAAGGGUUUGUAUAAUUAUAAAAUUUUGAUUAGGCAGUACUCAAUCUACCUAUAGCCAAGAUGGAAUUUUCAACAUACUCAUUUCAGAAUAAAAUCUAUAUAUGCCCCAAAGUAAGUCAAAAACCCUUAGGCCCGGUUUAGACAGCGAACUUUUCAUGUGCCAAAUCUAAUGCAAGGAUUAAGUGCAACGCUGUCCAGAGCGGUGUCUAAAUCAAUUAAGUUCGGCAGGUUUUGAUUAAGUUCGACACGACUCGAAGAUGUGACAAGACCAGUCGUAUAUGCGACACAGGUUCGACAUUGAUUUAGAUGUCGUGCUUUUCAUGUGCUGAACCUACGGCAUAAUUAUUUUUUAACAUUAUAAUAUGAUUAUCAUAUAUUUGCAUUGUAAAUAUGUCCAAUAUAGUGUCCUCGCAAUUUGGUAUAGUACAAUUAAGUUUGAUGUCUAAUUUAGAUCAGUUUCCGACAUUUUGCCGUAUCUAUGACAAUUAACAAAUAUAAAAAUUUUCCGUGUUGAUAUACAGUUUUAUAAUAUAGCGUUUAUAAAUUCUGAACGCUGAUUGGCUAAGAGCCGUGUUGAUAUAACUCAAUGUCAACACGGGAAAUUUUCCGCCGCUUGUAAACACGAAAUUUUUCUUAUCCUUCGGGCGUUUGACAUUGCUAUAUUAUAAAAAAAAUAUAAAACAUUUUUCCGUGUUGAUAUAUAGUUAUAUCAACACUCGUGGAAGUUGGGAGAACUCGAAAUUGUAUGAAAACACUCCGCCCUUCGGGCGUCGUGUUUCCACACAAUUUCUCGUUUUCCCAAUUCCACUCGUGUUGAUAUAACUGUAUAUCAACACGGAAAAUGUUUUAUAUUUGUUAAAUACCACACAAUUUCGAGUUUUCCCAAUUUCCACGAGAAACAUAAAGAAAGAAAUUUUCCGAUGUUUCCGUGUUGACAUUGAGUUAUAUCAACACGGCUCUUAGCCAAUCAGCGUUCAGAAUUUACAAAUGCUAUAUUAUAAUUAGAUUUGGCACAUGAAAAAUUUGCCAUCUAAACCGGGCCUUAUAUAGGGCGUAAAAAAAAUACCUGUGGUUCCGGUUCCCGACCGACCCUAUUUUUUUCUGCCGACCCUAUUAUUUUUUCAUACAUAUAUGCAGUAGUGUAUAUAUGGGAGUACCCCCAGGGUGGAAUGGCCUACCAGGAUACCUGGAGAUUUCCUUGUGUGUUCCCAGUAUUAGAAUAGAAGCUGCACAUGCAAUCAUAUAAAGUGGGUCCAAGUAAUUCUCCUAGUAAUUUUCAAAGAACCUAGCCUGGGAAAGAACCAUGCUGCCUCUGUGAUUGCAUGUAUAUUAUGAUACAUCAUUCAAUUGACUCAAAGGCUUGUACCAAAUAAUGACCCAGGCAUUAGCAUGUGGCUAACAUGAAUAUUCAAGGUUUAAUUUAUAUAUCCAGUCAAAUCUCUACGUAGCAAUUCCAAGUGAUAAUUUCCAUAUUUAUGGUAGAGCAGCUAUGUGCUUUUCACUAAAUAACCUUAAUGACCAUAUUACUUUCACAAUAUUUAUAUGCAAAGUCAUGGCAAAGUUUUAAAAACUUACUGUAAUGUGACUAUAUGCACUUUUACUAAAUAACAUUAAUGAGAAUAAUAUUUACAUGUAAAGUCAUCCCAAAGUUUUAAAAACUUACUCAUAACCUCUAGGUCAUGUUCUUUGUUAUAACUAAAGGAAAAUAAUAUUUCAGGUUUCUCGUUAUUUCACUACCUAAAAGUGGAGGUAACAAGAGGUUAUCUGUUUGAGGAGCAGGAAGAAAAAUUUCUUGAUCAACGAGAGAAAAUUUAUACAUUUAUGAAAACACCUCGGGAGUUAGAGAAGGUAUAAAUUCAGUAGUCUAGCAUCAAAAUUAUGUUCAUUUUGAUGAAGUGAAAUGUACCCACAAAAGAAACGAUAGUACAGCUGGCAUUUCAUUCUGUCAAUAUUCUUCAUUGGCAUUUAAUUUAUUGUUCCUCUGUGGUGUACAGUCCCCAAAUAGUGUCAAAACCUUUUUAUAAAUUCUUCAAAACUUAGAAUUUACCCAUGCAAAAUUCCUACAGUGUACACCAGCUUUUAGGCAGGUUCAACUCCAUUACCCCAGGUCACUAUUCUGUGCUACUACAGUAAUUUUUAUGUUUCUAGUUAAUGUGGUUUGGUUUUCUGUUAUGUCUCGACUGUUUUCUUUUUGUUUUCACGUACCUUCCUGUGCGAGUUUUAUUGGCUAUGCUGCAACUGCUUGGCAAUGUUGUUUGUCUUAAAUUUCUUAGAAAUACGUGAGUAUGCAAUUAGCAUUUUGUUACAUUUACGAGACAAUACUUGCACAUAUGUGAUUGGUUGGAAUUUGCAUAGAUUUACAGGAAACAAUUUCUCAAACCACAAUACAGGAUAGUUGUUUUUCUCAUUCUAUCAAUGUUAAAGUAAUUGUUUUCUAAUAUAGGCUAUCAUUGUUAGAGCCUCAUCAAACAUGCGAUUUGCUACGAGGUAGGGAAGUUAUCUAACAAAUAUAUAAUGGUAACUUUGGCCUGUUUUAUAGGUCGAAUUUCGGUCGCGUCGAAUGCAAUUCAAACAAUAGAUGAAGCUUAACUCUUUAAUGAAGUUUAUCAUCUCAUCUAUUGUCUUACGCGACCAAAAUUCGACGUACAAAACGGGCCUUUGACAGUGAAAGUUGAAAUUUAGAAUGGCCCAAAUGUUACACGUUUAUUACACUGCAUAUAAAAGAAAUGUUUCUUUUACUGCAUAUAAAAGAAAUGAAAAGAAAUAAAAUACUCUUAAAUUUUAGGUUUUAUUCUCCUUGUAUGUUGUGUUGCAAUGAAUAGCUGGUGUGAUUUAUCUAUAUUGUAUCAUAUCGUACGGGGGCAGUCAGUGAUCAAGCUGUACGUCAUUUAUAACAUGUUAGAUGUAAGUGUACAUUACGCUGAAAAUAUCCUGGAACAAUACUUUACAAAAUCUGACUGUCGUUAAUUCAUCCGACAACGAAACUUUAAGUUCUAUUGCUAUUGAUCCGACAUUUCAUAAUAUUACCCAGGCUGCGUACAUAACCUAACAUGAACCUGUCCCAUACUCUCUGCCCUAACCGAUUCUUAUCCUAACCGUUCUUUCGUGAUUUGGCAUAAGAAAUACAACGUCUGUGAGCAAGCUAGUUGACUAGUUCUGACAGGUAUACACACGCAAAAAUCUCACAUCUUGUAUACAUACGCAAAAAUCUCACAACUUGUAGCAAGUCUGCCAACAAGCCGUCAACAAGUUGUGUUCACACUGCUUGUCCCAAGUUGUCAACAAGUUUGGAACAAACUGUUAACAACUUGUAACAACCUUGUCCAUAUUAUCAGACUUGUUGCAAGGUUGUUCCAACAAGUCCGAUACAGUCAUGAUAUAACAAUAUUGUUACAACCUUGUGUGGUCAACGUUGUAACAUUCUUGUUAUAUCAUGACUGUAUCAGACUUGUUAGAACAACGUUGUAACAAGUCUUAUAACGCCAUCAAGAUUGUUACAAGUUGUUAACAGCUUGUUCCAAACUUGUUACAACAAAUAGGAACAAGCAGUGCGAACACAACUUGUCGACAGCUUGUGAACAGCUUUAGUGCAGUUAAAACCAUUGAACUACAUGUAUAGGAAUGCUGCAUUACCAGAAUAGAAUUUGCGCUGUGAUUGAACUAUGAUUGCGCUAUGAAUAACUGUGAACACGUAAACUUAAGUAUCAGUUACUAAGAAAGUGACAUUUGAAAGCCAUGUUUGUUGCUACAGAUUGCAGAUAGAUUAUUUUCAUCGAUUGGCCAAGACACGCUAGAUGCUUUAUUUUGGACGGGAGCAGAACCAAGACAAAAACGACGUUUUGUAAUGAUCAUACUACAUUUUGGACUGGCCUCUGUAUAUGUUUGUAUCCUUUCAAAACUGAGAUAAAAAUUUAAUUGUCGAUUUUUUUGAAAUUGGAUCAUCAUCUUCUCACGAGAGGUCGGCUCUCUUUGUCCCAACUCCCCAUCUUUCGAUCCAUAUCUAAAUCUUCCUUGGUGUUAUUUCUUUCCAAAUCUUUCUUUUCAAAAAAAAUUCAAAUAGCUUCAAAUUAUUGUCUCUAGAAGUAAGACUAGUAUCACUGGGCCAACUUUAGCGUUCAAACGAAAUUGGUUUCCACAAACAGAAUAAUUUAUAUAUAUUCCUUAAUAAUAUUGACAGUUCUCCACGCACUGUUAGUUCUGUUCCAAGCAAUUACUUUAAAUGUCGCAAUCAAUUCUCACAACAAAGUUCUAAUGGUGGUCAUGGUAUCAAAUCAGGUAAGGAUAUCAUUCAGUCAUAGUUUCAUAAUUAACUGUUGUCACGGUUACCCGUAUUGUGUCUGCUGUAUGAUACUGCUCAUCAUUUUAUAUUUCACUCUUCUUUAUAGUUUGUGGAACUGAAAGGAUGUGUAUUCAAGAAAUUUGAGAAAAAUAAUCUGUUUCAAAUGUCUUGUGCAGGUGACAUACUCACGACUGCAUAAUCCCUUGACCUGAUUAUCAACUCAUUACAUGGGGCUUGAAAUAACGUUCCCAAAGUUCCCGAUCAUGGUGAUCGGCAGUCUGCUUUUUUCCUACUUUUUCAGGUUGGAAACCCUGCUUUUCUGCCGAUCAUAAGCAAUUUCUUGCCGAUUUUUGAUCGGCUGUUAUUUCAAGCCCUGACGUCUCAUGCAAGGUCUUUAUACCCCCCCCCCCAAAAAAAAAACAAAAAAAAACAAAAAACAAACAACCCAACACUGCAGAAAAGAGCUACUCGCAUGGCACCUCUUGUUUUCGGUGCUGUUAUUGCCCUCAAGGAGGGUGGUGUAAAGACCCCAAGUUAUCAAGUUGCAUAAACCCUUCAUUCCUAGGAUUCAUCAUGGAACAUCGCGCUUUUCCUAUAUGUCACAAGUAUUCAUUAAGUCACGGCUAUUUUUAGAUAUCAGAGAGAGGUUUUACUAUGUGGUCUUGGUAUCUCUCGUCACUUUGAGGAACAUGCAUGAACUUCAGUGGAACUUAGGUGAGAUAUACUGUGUGCCCUUCUCCUACACACAAAUACUUUACAUAGUUCGAGUCACUUGACAGAGAGCACAGUGCUUGUCUUCUUUCAUUAACAAGUCCCACUGUCCUACACUUGAUUAUUUUCAACUAUUUUUUAUGGUCAGCAAGAUUAGCACGCUUGCCUGACAACAAACUGAAUGUGGUAAAGUUGCUUGCGUAGACCAAAUGUUUUUGUAUGGCAUAUAUGGUUGCAGGACAAAUAUGUACUAUUUCUAUCACUUCUAGAUCACCUGUACGAGUUGGUACCAUCAGUUGCAUUGCUACUUUGCUCCGAAGUAUUUGUCGACUGGGUCAAACAUGCUUUCAUUACAAAAUUUAACUGUAUUUCAAGUGAGGUAUGCCAGUAUAGUGUUGUGCGACGUGUUUCAUUUGAUUCAGAGGAAUCAUCCGUCAAGAGAAAUAUCUGCGCAGACAGAUCAUGCGUUUUGACCGCUAGUUUUGACGGAUUAUUCAUUUCCUUAGAAAACAUGAAAUACAUUCACAGAAAAAAUAUACAAUCCAAUGAUCUCGAUUUGCUAGGUUUAUCGUGAAUACAGAGAAUUACUUGCUUUGGAUGCAGCAACAAGUAGAUUGUUCGGCCAACAACGGGUAAGCUCGCUUAAAUUACACAAAAUUGUCCUGUAUAGCUUUUCCUACGCAGCUACUCCUAAUUGUGUCUGCAGCUCCAUUAAGUUGUUAACUGAUAUUCGUUUUUACUGUUCCCUGCAGGCAUGUUCAGAUCAUUUUGAUUUGGUAUCGCGACGUCUUGGUUUCAUUCCUCUACCCUUGGGUUGUGUGGUAAGUUAGGUUGUUGGUUUUCGUGUACUAAAUUUGGUAAGACUCGCUGCCAUUCCCCGUUGACUCUAUAGCUCAAUGGCUGGGAGCGGCGGUCUAGAUACCCAAGGAAGUCAGUUUUUUAGUUAUUCUCUGUAGUCGGUCAGAAUAAUAUGAAACUAGUUUUUCUGUGCGGUAAGUCAUAUGGACUUUCAUGCACGAAACAUAAAAUCUAAAGUAAAUCGGACCUUGGUGAUAGGUGCAGAAAUAUGCGCAGCCCCUACCUCAUAUGUAGCAUCCCCCAGCCCUAGAUGAAGUUGGCACCAACAAGUGGAUGCCGCAAUUUCCAUGAUUUAUAGCACUUUUGAUGGAUGCUACGGUAUUACAAGCCCCCUCCCACCACGUUAGCAAUUUUGUACACCCCCCCCCCCACUCCCCCGUCCUCCUUGCCAGAAGUACGAUCCUAUUUUUGAAGUCAUUACCUACUAGUACAUGAUCUUGUGUUCUAGGUAUACCGUGUGACCAGUCAGUCUGUGCAAAUAUCUGGAACUGCGGGAAUUGUUGUCCUGGUUCUUGUAUAUUUAUGGUAAGCGGCAAUUAUGACGAUAACUUGAUUGUGAAACAAACUAGGAAACAUUCGUCCGAGAACAGAGUUGUCUACCUGCAUGGUUGUUCCCGAAGGUGGGCAAACCAGGAAACAUUGUUUCUUAGCUAUGUACUGUAAGAUUGUUUCCGGAAGGUGAACAAAUCUGGAAACAUUGUUUCCUAGCCAUAUUUUUCGAAGGUGGGCAAACCAGGAAACAUUAUUUCCUGGCUAUGUUUCCCGAAGGUGGGCAAACCAGGAAACGUUGUUUCCGAACCAAAUAUCAAAUGACUACUGUAUCUUUGGCCAUUUUUUUCGUUUUAGGUUAACAUCAGUGAAAAUCCUCAACAGCAUAAUCUUAUUGGGCUUAUCUAGUCAUUACGUCAUGAACAAAACAUCAAACAUAAACGAAACCAAGCCUAAUAUGGAAAGUAGUCCAAGUCCUUCAGACUUGCAACUUCCGGUCUCGGACCCAUUGGACAGAGACCAAAACAAAGUGGGCACGGUGUCAAAACCCCGUCAAGUUAAAGCUCUGAAUGAAAUUGACCGAUAUACUCUGUGUAGUAAUAGAAUUGUAUGAAACACUGAAUAUUUUUGUAGUAUUGUCAAUAGAUGGCAAUGGGGUCUUACUGCAGGAUAAGGACUGUGGUAGAUUGUAUUAAAUGAUGUUACUCCAAGUAGUUCCACACCAGGCAAGCUAAAAAAUGGCUUGACCGCGGUGGGAAUCGAACGCGGAUGCGGAAAACCGGGGCCGCUAGCUAGUCAGUCAGACUGCCCAUGCAUUUUCAAGAAAACUGGACGGGUAAAAAUAGACAAUAAUAACGCGUAUCCGAUUGAAAAACAUGGAGAACAGAAGGAUUUUUGAAACGAAGUCAGCAAUAUGUUUGCUUUCUGAAUAUUGUUCUGCAUUUUUUAUUCAGGCGCAAACUUAUUUAUUUGCAUCGCCGCGUAGGUAAAUUUCAGUUAUUUAUGUCAAGUAUUUAUGUCUGAUCAUAGUAUAAUUAUUACUUUAUUAUAAUACAAUAAAUGUUCAUGUGUCAAUAUUUUGCGUAUUAGUUCCCAGCAGUUUCACUUUGGCGAGUAACUGUAUCCUACCUUCAUAUGUGUACCAUCUCAUGACUUCGGCUUGGCUGAACGGGCAAAUUGCUAAAAAAGAAAAAGACACUGUUGACCAGGCUGACAUUUUUUUCAAGGGAUGUAAAUUUUAUGCAUUUAUUAGAUCUACAGUAACCAGGAGAAGUUGCGAA